AUGGGCAGUAGAGAAAGAGUACUUUAUUGGCCAGAAACCUAUCUUCGACACUCAGAGUUGGGAAGAGGUGUUAGUGGUGUUGUAUACAAGGCUGCUCAAAAAGAGACAAACCAAAUAGUUGCUAUUAAAUUGGUUGAUCUAAAUCAAAACAGAUCUUCUUGGGAACAAGUACAGGGAGAAAUCAAUGCAUUAUUAGCAUUAAACUCACCAAAACAACAUCAGAAUAUUAUAAAGUUGAUUGAAUGUUUUAGACAUAAAACAACAGCAAUCUUUGUUUUAGAGUAUAUAGAUGGAGGAACACUUGAAGAUUUUAUGUACACAUUUGAUGAAGGACUACCAAUUCCUCUUGUAUCUCACAUUGUCUACCAAGUAAUAAGCGCAAUCGAAUUUAUGAACAAAAACAAAUGUUCUCAUCGUGACAUCAAACCAGCCAAUAUAUUGCUCAUGAGCAAUAGAAAAAAGGUUGAUAUCUCUUCUCAAACUUGUGGUGACGAUGAAAAUGAAGGAAAUCAAAACUUUAGUACCUUGCCUGCGUCAUCUCAACAAAUGCAACAACAACAACAAUCAACUACUACCUAUUGCUACAGACAAGAUGAUUUACCUGUUAUUAAAAUUACCGAUUAUGGUUAUGCUUCCAUCAACAAAAAUGAUAAUGAUAUGCAUUCUACCCUUGCUGGUUCCCCUUUAUAUAUGCCACCAGAAGUUAUUCAUAUUAUUCUCUCUCCAAAUCUCGAGAGAAGCAAAGGAAAGAUUGUAAAUGACACUAAUAAUGAAGGAUAUAACCCAUUGUUGGUAGAUGUUUGGGCUAUUGGUGCUGUAACUUUUAGACUAAUAACUGGUAGAGAAUUGAUCAAUGAAAUAUUCCCCAACUUGAACCAAACAACAGUAUUGGCUGCCCUAGUCAACUUGGCCAAGAUGGUUGAUACCGAUGAAUUCCAGAAAGGACUUGACCUCAUUCCUCAAAAAAUGAAAGAAUAUGGUGUUCAAGAUGAAGAUUCUAUUAAUUUUAUCGUGGCGCUACUCAAGCUUGAUCCAAAAGAAAGAUUGCCUUUGCAUGAUACUCUCAAUCAUCCAUUCUUGCAGAUUGGUAGAAAAUCUUUUGACGAAACAAUUAUAAACUAUAACCAAACGUCAACAAGUUCAAGCUUACCAUCCGACAUUAAUGAAUUAACCAGAGUUGAUAGUAGUGUUACAAAAGAUAAUAAUAAUAAUAUCAAGGAGGAAAUAACCACCACAACCACCUCUACCCAACAACAACAACAACAACAACAGGAUCAAUCCUCACAACCGUCAUUAUCUCAAGAAAAUUCUACACCCAAAUCUACCAAAACUGAUGAUACAUCUGAUACACCCACUACGACCCCUGUUAUUACUACAACAACAACAACAACAACUUCAACCAUCACCUCUAGUUUAACACCUCAAACAAAAAACUCACCACCAUGGAGCUUCCAAAAACCAUCAACAUCACUUUUACCAUCUAUUAUUUUAUCACCACAAAGAAAACUAAACACUAUUAAACUUUUGCCAUCAAUGUUGCCAAAUCCAGGACCAGAGGCUCCAGCCCAAGACACAAUGAUAUGGCGAAAUCCCCCCCAACCAUGUGCUGGUGGCAUUUGGACAACUAUCAUCCAAGACCCAAUUUUCCAUGUUCAAUAUGGCGUUUUAACGUCAAUCAUCAACACCUUUUCAUCCAACAACACAAACUAUGAAUACAGAAUCAUAACACAAACCAAAUCACCUGUUGAGAUUGCAGUCUCUAAUUACAAGGAAAGCAUACUCUACAUGUACAACAUUGUAAAGACUGUAGUCACACCUCAACUCAUUUCGCUCUCGUCAAACUCUAAUGAUUCCUCAAUUCUCAGGGCCUUGUGCACCAUUCUACAACAAUUGGACCAAGAACAAGAAGUUUUAUCUUUUUCCUCUGGUUGGACUGUCCUAUUAUAA
Cavenderia fasciculata is the source of this 1947-nucleotide messenger RNA. Its product is annotated as putative protein serine/threonine kinase. The transcript is spliced from 5 exons. Gene Ontology annotation, molecular function: ATP binding; protein serine/threonine kinase activity. Gene Ontology annotation, biological process: autophagosome organization; autophagy; protein autophosphorylation. Bases 1 to 1947 code for a protein of 648 amino acids. Gene Ontology annotation, cellular component: cytoplasm; autophagosome. The record is from RefSeq and is a predicted model, not a curated record. NCBI's taxonomy places the organism in Eukaryota, Evosea, Eumycetozoa, Acytosteliales, Cavenderiaceae.